Messenger RNA from Dermacentor andersoni, 5065 nucleotides. RefSeq names its product glutathione-specific gamma-glutamylcyclotransferase 1-like. Gene Ontology annotation, cellular component: cytoplasm. Gene Ontology annotation, biological process: glutathione catabolic process. Gene Ontology annotation, molecular function: glutathione specific gamma-glutamylcyclotransferase activity. The record is from RefSeq and is a predicted model, not a curated record. NCBI's taxonomy places the organism in Eukaryota, Metazoa, Arthropoda, Arachnida, Ixodida, Ixodidae.
CCGCCCGAUAAUAUAAAUGAAAACGGAACGCCGUGCCCUCGCCUCUUCCGCGUGAGUACUAGCGGUGUAUCGCGAGCUCGCCCACGAACCGCCACGCCUACGAGCGACGCGUUCUCCGAAGGAAAGAAGAAACACUCGGAGGGCCACAAUUACGCCGCUACCGCGACGCCCGACAUUCAAAGCAGAAGAAGCCUCAAGGCGCACGAGCGCGCGCUCGCAAGCCGCGGAACACCUUGCAUCACCCAGCGGCAUUUGUGGUCACGUGGUAUGAAACAGGCGCUGCUAUUGGGCCACAACGUUGCACCGCAGCGCCCCCGCACCCGUUUUGCCUUCCCCUGUCGCCCCCUCCCCAGCGUGUCGUCUGCUCUUCAUGGCCGGCCGCCCGGCGUCUGCUCCGGUUUCCAAGUUCGCCGGUGAUUUAGGCGCGUAUAUUAGUGAGGUUUUCAUGUCGUUUUAGUUUAGAUUAGUCAACUAACACGGGGGCUACUUGAAACUGGUGACCUCCAGCUCCAGCUGUGCGCUAUUUAGUGGGUUAUCCAGAAAAGCUGCCGCUUUCGAACGCGUGUCAAGAUGGGUUCGUCGUCCGGCAUCUGGGUGUUCGGCUACGGAUCGCUCGUCUGGAACCCCGGGUUUGACUUCGUGCGCAGCCAGAUCGGCUACAUCCGUGGCUAUGACCGGAGGUUUUGGCAAGGCAACGACAAGCAUCGGGGAACGCCGGAGAAGAUUGGCCGGGUGGCGACUCUCGUCGAACGCGAAGAGGGUCAGGUGUGGGGCCGGGCCUUCCUGCUGAGCGACGACGACGCCAGUGCGCGAGACUCCCUCGGCUACCUCGACAAACGCGAGGCCCAGCUGGGCGGCUACUCGGUCCGCUUCGUCCAGUUCCGGCCGAGGGACCCGCGAGAGGAAGCCUUCCCGGCCCUCGUGUACAUCGCCACUCCCAACAACCCGCUCUACUUGGGACCAGCCAGUGCCGUCCAGCUGGCCGACGAGGUCCUGGCGGCCCGGGGCUUCUGCGGCGCCAACGCCGAGUACGUGCUCAAGCUGGCACGCUUCAUGAAGGAGGAGGUUCCGGACGCCUGGGACGACCACCUCUUCACGCUCGAGUCCCUGCUGAGGACCAGGCUCAAGGACUCGUGGAAGGCCCUGCAGGAGAUGAGCGCCUACGAGGCGCCCAUGUCGGCCUGGGAGCAGCUGCGACGGUUCUCCCUGUUUUCGGACAACGGCGACGUCCAGGAGGAACAGGGCGGUGACGCUGCGGCGGGCCCCGCGGCGGAAGUGACCAGUGACUUCGUGUCGAACGUGCCUACCAGAAAGCUGAGGUGCCUGGACAUUUGAUCAGACACUGUUCUGCUCGGGAGACACCUGUGCCUCCUGCCGUCCUCGUCGUCCGCCUCGUUUGGAUGCCGAAGAAAGAGCUGUCAAGGGGAACUGGAAUGGGACUAUAGUAAUGUGAAGGAAACUUUUCCUUUACUGUGCUUGGUGGCUAUAGGAUGUAACUGCAGUCCCUGAUAUGUCAUUCAGAGAGAUUCAAGGUGUCCUGGUUGUUGUGUGGCAUGCGUGUCAGACCAAGGUCUGAUGUGUAAGAAUCGCGCUUAUUUGUCCAGGACUAUGGCUUUGCUUUGGCUAUGCUUUGCUUUGACUGAGGCUUUGCCCCGCAGCAUAUCGGCGAUGAUCUCUUGAAUGACCAGUGCCCGGUGAUGCCCGCCAUGGAAUUCGUGCUUGUUUAUCUUAAUUGGCGAGACCUCGAGUACCUCACUGACGCUGCCUCCGUUAAACAGCAUGAACUUGACCGGAACACAACUGAAAAAUUUAAAGCUAUUCAGGAAGCUUGGUUGUUCUUAUAAUAUACAUUACGAUAUUAUCCUCAAAGUCCUAGUGAUCACUUUCACCUUGGUCACGUUUCGGCAGAAAGUCGUACUGAGCUCGUCGUUUUUUGUGGUUGGGUGACGCAAACGCUCCUCUGAGGAACCAGUUUGGCGCACCCUCAUGAUCACCAGCGAGGUAACUGUUGCGAUUGUUUCGUGGCAUUCCUGCAACGCUGCUAUUCGGUGCCGUGUUUCUCUGAAGGGCUAGAUGCUGGUGAGGCGUGCUUUAAACUGACUUUCUUUGUGUCAAGGGUACGUCAGAGAUCUGGCUACUUUUGUGGCUAUCUAGAUGUGGCAGGAGGCUGUUGAAGGGACGCUUAAAGUCGACAAACAAUCGAUACUUUAAAAUUACAAUCUCGUAAAACUCACAAUGUUUUAUUUAAUUUCUUAACUCAACCAAACGAUUAGCAGAAACGCUAGAGACUAAAAAGAACCACAAAAAUUUUGCAAUUCGAGUCGGCCACGACCUAUUGUUGACUUGGACGGUCAACGGAGUUAUUGUUUUCUAACAUAUACUAAGGACACAUUGGAACCGACAAUGCACAGUGGUGAGCGCAUGGGAGGGAACGCUGAAUUCGUUUUAGGCAGCGAUUAUACAUGACGUCUGAGUUCAAAUGCGACGCGGGAACAUGUAACAGGCAGCUUUCCCGUUGAAAACUUGGCCGCAUUGAACUUUGAUGCGAAGCAUGUCUGUUUUGCCACUACGGUCUUUCGAAGGCAAUUAUAUGUUCCCUUAUAUAUCGCUCGAGGGGGCUCUUGGUAACUCUUGGUUGCCACAUUGAUUUUACAGGGAACUUGAAUGCUCGAUUAUACUGUAUUGCCCUCUAUAUAGCUGCCCGGUUCCGUUGUGCUGGCUGCCAUGAUUUAAUAAAUGGUUGUAGGACGCUUUGAACGCGAAUAGUUGUGCAAGAAAGCUUUGGCUGUUUCCGGGGCCUCAAGACCAAUUUAUUGUUGCAACCUAAAUAAAAGAAAAAAAAGAAAGGACCAAAUGUGUUAAACACGGGCAUACUCAAUUACAUUGCUAUUUUUCUGACAGCGAUUUUCGUGCUUCUCGCUACAGUAUUUAAGGACAUGAUGCAUAAUUUAAGUUCCUAGGUCAAUUUGAUUUUGCAUGUAUGUUUACUCAGAGUGGUUGUUAGGUUGUCUUGAAACAUUGAGAGUGUUUGUAUUUAUUUUUCGAACUUGCUGCACGAGCCUUAUAACGGCACCUUUAAAUAGUUCGCAAUGUUUUUGCUAGCUAGCCAAAGCUCCACUAAGGGGAAUUACACGGCCUCGCCAUGGCGUCGAAGUGCUCAACGAAAAACUACAGGGCACUACACCCAAUAGCACCAUUCGUAUUCACACGAUGGCAGACACAGGGGCAUUAGCCUUGCAAAAAAGUGCAGUUACUGAAUGUCUUACUCGCGACUAAUAGGCACAGACUAUAUGUUGUUCACUGUACUUGUAGCCUGGAAGUGACCGAUGUAUCCAUCCACUCACCGAGCGGUUAGCAUGUCGCAUUUCAUUCGAGGUGUUACCUUUAUUCAAGCACAGACGAUUGAAAUAUGGUGUGCCCAGACCAGUUGCAAACGCAUACGUUUAAUCGGGCAAUGUUCCCAAUGCCUGUCAAAUGCCUACAGUCGAUGCCAGUCGUCACUCGCAACCAACAGUGCCAGUGACUGUGUAAUUUCACGUUAGGUACGGUCAGUAGAAGUUAUCGUGCUUGAAAUCUUGAAAGGCCUCGAAUAUAACGCGAAUCAAUCACGGGAAUACUACUAAAAGCACGUUAGACUACGCAGGCAUUCUCAUCAGCUGUGUGAGUGCAUCACACUUUCCAUUCAACGCGGAAUGGUUGGAUAUUAACUUCUGUAUUCAGAAAUAUACCCUAACUUGAAGCCCGUGCUUGACGUUGAUCGAGAUAACGCCUGGCGUGAACAUGCCCAAGAUGCUAAUUGCCUUUAUUUGGCGCGUUCAUCUUCGCCACGCAAAACAUAGACUUCAAGUUAAGACUUAUUUCUGAAUGAGGGUUAAAGAGAGUUCUACCUUACCCGUAUAACGUACCACUCUUUCGCGGAAUACCGCGGUACCGCAGACGUGAAGGGCAGUAACAAAACAGGCAGCGAUACCUUGUGGUGAUUUCUCUAACAACAACGCGUUAGAAAGAUUUUCAUCUUACAAAGGUUGGGCUCGUCGAAGGAAAAGAAAUCCGAGAACACCUAAGCACUUCUUGCGAGUUGGGAAUGUGAAAGCAUUAAUGUUCCGUGAAACGCCGCUGAGUGGUCCUUAGAGUUGUGCGCUCCGAGCCAGCAGGCAGCAGCAGCCUGCAGCACCAACGCCGCAUGCCAGCGAUGCCCUACGCGACGAGACCGAGGAAGCAGCGGCGACCACCACGGCCGGUAGGGCGCGCGCGGUAGCUAAGCCCAGUGGGGUGAGAGAGAGAGAGAUACUGACCGCGCGCCGGCUUCCGAAAGCGAGAUGGCGGCAACCGCGCGCUAGCUUCACGCGAUUGCCUCCACCCACAAGAACCCGUCUCGCCCCGUGGCGUCACGUCACCGUAUCGGCUCCGUCGAGGCGCGCUCGUGACGUGGCGUCGCAGCCAAUGGGAAUUUAGGUACCGUUUCGCUGCUACAGACGCCGCCUUUCUCUCGCAAUGGGCCAUUCGAUGUUCUCGCAUCAAAUAGGUUGCAUGUUGACGCUGAUAUCACUACCGAUGCCUUACACCACAAGAUAAGUAGACGAAUGCUCGGUAACUGUAAAUACAGUUAUUUGUCCUCUGUGAAUAAUCUCUGCGCCACGAGAUGAUUCCACCAACUCGGCUGCUCAGGCCUGCGUCUCCGGUUCCGUGAAGGUCAAUACGUUACACGGACAGAUUAAAACUCCCUACUACGGCAUAACUGCGGUUACGUGCACAGGUCGUCUUGGGAUCUCAAGUCGUCGCAUGUUAGUAAUGUUACCGUGAGUCUCUUAAGUGGCCUUCGCAAUGUUAACAUAUUUUCUCGUACAUACACUCGCAUGUGCACCUGGAAGUGUUCGGUUUUCUCUUGGAAACACACGCGCGUGGUGUUCUUGCACUUGCGGUGCUCGUCUGUGAUAUAACCUUCGUUCCUUUUAAUCUGUGACUUUCUUGUAUCGCACUAUUGUGCAAGCGAAUGUGUUUCACCAUGGGUGUUUAAUAAUCAAAACACUCUGCUAAUAAAAGAUCUUUCUUUCACGAAGCAAAA